Molecule: messenger RNA, 4115 nt
Organism: Suhomyces tanzawaensis NRRL Y-17324
Lineage: Eukaryota; Fungi; Ascomycota; Pichiomycetes; Serinales; Debaryomycetaceae
Product: U2 snRNP complex subunit
Exons: 1
Coding region: 121-3918 (1265 amino acids)
Biological process (GO): mRNA splicing, via spliceosome
Cellular component (GO): U2 snRNP; nucleus
Molecular function (GO): U2 snRNA binding; protein binding
Source: RefSeq, a predicted model, not a curated record
CUUUCCACCGUCAUUCUCACCUCCCUAAUCUCCCCGUUGGCACCCCCGUUCCCCAGCACUCUCCAAGUAACGUCCACUACCCCCACCACUAGAAAUUUCACCACUGCGCACUAUCAAUCAAUGGCCAUCUCAUCUUCCACCACAAUGAUUCCUGACGACUCCCUUUAUCUAUACAACCUUACUCUUCGGCAUGCCACGCCAGGACUCCACACCUGCCUCGGGCAAUUCACAGGAGCCACCAAAAAGGCCCAAGAACUAGUCAUUGCCCACAAUACUACCCUCCAAAUCUACAGUCCGGACCUCAACACAGGCAAGCUAGCCACGGUGGGAAAGGCACACGAGUGUGUGUUUGCCACGAUAGCGAGAAUCGAUAAGAUCAGGGCCGUGGGACAGUCGCGUGAUCUUUUGGUGAUCACUGGCGACUCUGGCAAGCUCUCUAUCCUCGAGUUCAACCGUCAGACCCUCCAGUUCCAGCCAGUACUACAACAAACAUACGGCAAAAGCGGCCAGAACAGGCUCUCUCAAGGCUCCUACCUUGCCAUUGACCCCCAAGGCCGUGCAAUCUGCCUCUCUGCCUUGGAGAAGAACAAACUCAUCUACAAAAUUCAGGCGUCGCCACGAGGACUCUUGGAGGUGUCUGCACCACUCGAGGCCUCCUCCAAAAACGUGCUUACGCUUUCUAUCACUGCUCUAGACACAGAGUUUGACAAUCCCGUGUUUGCGGCCAUCGAAUGUGACCAUUCCGAGUAUUCAGCCAAAAAGGCGUAUGACCCCCAAAGCUCGCCUUUGCACCUCAAUUACUACGAGCUCGACCAGGGACUCAAUCACGUCGUCAAGAAGAAAGCCAGUAUGUCCCUUCCCGCGUCAGCAACCCAUCUUGUGCCCUUGCCUGGCCAUAUUCGUGGGGUUUUGGUGUGCUGCGAUAGCUACUUGAUCUACGCCAACCCCACCAAAGCCACCAGGGCAUACAUACCGUUGCCCACCAGACAGGGAGCUACUUCGACGGUGAUAACGCUGCACGUAACUCACCGGUUGAAAAAGAACGAUUUUUUUGUGUUGUUGCAGAGCACUUUGGGUGACUUAUUCAAGGUAACAGUCGAUUACGACGACGACCGAGAGGUGAUAGAUGAUAUCAAGGUCAGCUACUUCGACACCAUCCCCGCAUGCACGUCUUUGAACGUGUUCAAGAGUGGGUUUUUGUUUGCCAACGUCAUCAACAACGACAAGCAGUUCUACCAAUUCGAGAAAUUGGGGGACGACGUCGACGAGUCGUCGAUAUUUCACCAGGUCCACGCAAUGGACGAAAUUCCUGACCCCACGAGCCACCAGUUUCAAAGGAAACCGCUCGAAAAUUUAGCAUUAAUCGACUCGUUAGAUAACUUGUGCCCCAUCAUACAGGCCGAAAUGAUUCAGACCACCCAUUCCUCAACCACUCCAAUCAACCAGCUCGUGACUUUGUCGUCCAGCUGCUAUUUGAAGACCUUGACCCACGGAAUUCCCACUAAUUUGUUGGUUUCCUCGCCUUUACCCAUGACUCCCAAUCAGAUAUACACCACCAAACUAACGCGAGAUGCCGCCAACGACGCGUACUUAGUGCUCUCGUCACUGCAGGACUCCAAGACAUUAGUGCUUUCCAUAGGUGAAGUUGUAGAGGAAGUGGAGGACUCGUUAUUUGUCAUAGACCAGGCCACACUUGCGGUCCAGCAGGUGGGAAACUCCUCGGUCGUCCAGGUGUAUUCUAACGGUAUCAAGCACAUAAGACAAGGCACUGACGGGUCCAAGACGACCUCAGACUGGUUUCCUCCCGCAGGAAUCCAGAUUAGCCACACUAGCACCAAUAAUGAGCAGGUAGUCAUUGGCUUGUCCAACGGAGAAAUAUGCUACUUCGAGGUGGAUCCCCACGACGACCAGUUGGUCGAGUAUCAGGAGAGGCUCGAGGUCACUAGCCCCAUCACCUCAUUGGCAAUUGCGUCUAGUUCCAACGAGUUCCGCAAGAGCUCGUUCGCAGUGGUGGGAUGCUUGGACGAAACCAUCCAGGUGGUGUCGCUACAAGUGCACAACUGCCUCGAAAUCGUGUCGUUGCAGGCACUCUCAUCCAGGAGCGUGUCGUUGGUGAUGUUGAGGUCGGGUCCCCACAGCACCUACGUCCAUAUUGGCAUGGAAAACGGAGUGUACGUGCGUACCACCAUUGAUCCCAUCACAGGAACGUUGAGCGACACCAGAAUUAAAUAUUUGGGCACCAAACCCGUCCAACUCUCCACCAUCAACAACGCAAGCUCGUUGCUUGCAGUGUCGUCCAGUCCCUGGGUGGGGUACCAGGCAUCGGGAGACUUUAAAUUGUCUCCAUUGCUCAACAUUGGGAUUAGUACUGGAUCUUCGUUUAUUUCUGAGGAUAUUGGAGGCGAAGGAAUCGUGGGACUUUCUGGUAACGAGUUGGUGAUCUUCAGCAUUGGCGACGAGGAGUCUGGGUUCGAUCCGUCCCAGGACUUCAAUGUCGAGAAGUUGAGGCUCCGGUACUUUCCUCGGAGGAUGAUAGUUGAUCGAGACGAGAAGAUUAAAAAUGUGAGUAUUUAUGUGGCCCAGAGCGAGUACGGGCGGAAGGAGAGGUUUGGAGAAGCAGAAUCUGAGCAGCAAGAAGAGCAAGAAAAUUCAGAACAGCCAGAAGACCUAGAAGUAACUGAAGCAACAGAAUCGUCAAAAUCAUCGAAAUCCUUAAAAUCAGAAGAAACAGACAACCCAGACGAUCCAGAAAACCCGGAUGAACAGCAGCAUUCCCCCCAAACCGGCUCCUGGGCCUCUUGCAUCCAAGUGGUGGACUACACCUCCUCCCACCACAUCGUCCAGACGGUCGAGCUCGCAUCCACAGACUCCAUUCUCUCUAUGGAAAAGCUCCACUUCACAGGUUCUCCCAAAGGAAACGAGUUCUUGGUGGUGGGUAUCACCACCAACCAACGUUUCUUGCCCAACUCUCACGAUAACAGCUACCUUUACGUGUAUCGCAUUCUCAAGAAGAAGGGUUUGCCAAACAAGCUCCGCUUUCUACACAAGACCGAGGUCGAGGACGCUCCAAACGCCCUCCUAGCAUUUAAUGGCAAGCUCUUGGUGGGUCUGGGAAGUCACUUGAGGCUCUACGACUUGGGCCAGAAGCAACUUUUGCGAAAAUCGUCCACCAAGCUCGAGUACAUCACCUCUAUCCAGAAGCUCAUGAGCCAGGGAAACAACCGGAUCGUGCUCACAGACGCCAGGCUCUCCACUACGUUUGCCAAGUAUGAUGCUAGCGAGAAUAGGUUCGUAGUGUUCGUGGACGACGUGAUGAAACGUCAGGCUACAGCCAUACAGACCUUGGACUACGACACCAUCGUGGGUGGUGAUAAGUACUGCAACAUCUGGGUGUCAAGAGUGCCUCGAGAUGUGUCAGCACGCAGUGACAACGACUGGACGCUCGUCAAGGGCCAGGACGGAUUUCUUAGUGGAGCACCAGCACGGUUGACAAACCAGUGUGAGUUCCAUGUGGGAGACAUUGCCACAUCGUUUAUCAAGGGUUCACUUGUGGUGGGAGGCCACGAGAGCGUGUUCUACACAGGGUUGCAGGGCACCAUAGGUGUGUUGAUGCCGUUGGCAACUAAGCCAGAAGUAGAGUUGAUGGCCAAGUUGGAGGACCAAUUGAGAAAGCACUUCGACUACAACUUCAACCCAGACAUGGAGCCGGAUCACGCGGGAUACAACUUGUUGGGCAAGGACCACUUGAAGUUCCGGGGCUAUUACAACCCCGUCAAGAACGUGAUCGACGGUGAUAUGGUCGAGAAGUACUACGAGUUGAACGGAGCAGCUCGUGUGAAGAUCGCUGCGGCAUUGGACAGAACCCCCAAGGAAAUUGAAAGGAAGAUCUUUGACUUGCGGAACCGGUCUGCGUUUUAGUGGAUUCUAGUGGUGAAAAAUGCGUUUGGGUAGCUAGCUGUAUUAAAAUAGCUGCGAAUAUUUCUGAGCUGAUUGUAUGAUUAAAAUAGACCUAAUAAAAUACCUGAAUAGCAUCUUUAUUGGACUCUUCCAAAGAAUCAGAAUUAGUACUAAGAUUAGAAUUAUCAAAGUAGAACAGCCAAUUUUUACACAAUAAU